AUGCGUGUAGUAGUAUUUCUUGUGGCAUUCUGUUACUCAUUGCCGGGCAUACUAACACAGGUUGACAUUUACAAUUGUGACCUUGGUGAUAUCCACUACACCGGGGGGGUUGGCUUCGAGCCGCUACAGUACAUGCCUCUAUCUACACAAGAUCAGACAGCCAGUGAGAAGGCAGCAGAUAUUAUGGACUUCAUACAGCUUAUACCGAACAUUGAUCCGUUUGAGCUGGCCAUGUUACCGCCAAUUGGCAUUGAUGUCUCUUACCUCUUCCUAAAAGGGAAGGUAUUUUUGAAGAAUUUCGUUAUGUCUGGAGUGAAACAGUUCGAGCUGCACAAAUUGGAGCUGCGUAUGAUCAAUCUCCGGUCGGAUGUAAUCAUUCAUUUGCCUUUGAUUUCCAUCGCAGGUGACUUUUACCUGCAGGCAUAUUUAACUUUUGUGCCUUUAUAUUUAAAGUGUCAUAUAAGUGCAGACCUACAUGGUUUGAACGUGGUGGCUACGACGGGAGGCAAAAAGAUACGGUCACCACUCACAGGUGAGGUGGUGCUGCAAAUCGAUAGCAUUCACGUCGAUGUCAACAUACAAAAUGUUAAGGUCAACAUAACGAAUAUAGAGAUCAACGGACCUGAGGAAGAGACCGGUCCACCAGCCAUGCAGUUAUUCAGCGACACUCGCCGCAACUCUGAACUCAGUUCGUUCGAUAAAAUACUCGGUGUAGGGCUAUCAAUAGUCAACAAAGAACUUUUAAACCUGCCAUUCAAUGUAUUUGAACAAUAUCUGACUACUGAUACUUAUUAA
Molecule: messenger RNA, 795 nt
Organism: Spodoptera littoralis (African cotton leafworm)
Lineage: Eukaryota; Metazoa; Arthropoda; Insecta; Lepidoptera; Noctuidae
Source: the annotation of a GenBank genome assembly